GUUUUCGGUGUAUCAGAAGAUUUCAGGAUUUCCACCGUCGGAAUCGCUUCUCCUCCGUUUCAUUCAACAGACACACGCUACUUUCUUCUUUUGUCCAAACCCCUAACUAACCCUAAAAACCAUCCAAUUUCCAGUUCCCCGAUCAUCUGAACAUCAAAUCGCUUCCCAAAUCCCCAAUCAAUGCUGCCCUUCACUCGGGGCACUUAAUCCCAAUCCUAUGUGCCACUUUUUCUUGAACUAAUACUUGCCCAAUAGUUCGGAUCAUUCGUUUAAUUUCCCAGAUCAAAUGGGUCGCUCUCGGGGAAACUUUCAGUCCGACGAGGAUCCUACUCAGAGAUCGAGGAGAAAAAAGAAUUCUUCUAGUGGAGAUAAUUUGGAAUCUACAACGGCAGGUCAAGGGGCAACUGAAGGGAAAAAGGCAUUAUAUCACUGCAAUUAUUGCAUUAAAGACAUUACAGGGAAAAUCCGCAUCAAAUGUGCCAUGUGCCCCGACUUUGACCUUUGUAUAGAAUGCUUUUCGGUUGGAGCGGAGUUGACGCCUCAUAAAAGCAAUCACCCAUACAGGGUUAUGGAUAACUUAUCUUUCCCACUCAUCUGCCCAGACUGGAAUGCGGACGAUGAAAUGCUACUUCUAGAGGGGAUCGAAAUGUAUGGCUUUUGGAAUUGGACAGAGGUUGCUGAGCAUGUCGGGACGAAGAGUAAAGAACAAUGCAUAGAACAUUAUUCAAGUGUAUAUAUGAACUCCCCAUAUUUUCCUUUACCGGAUAUGUCUCAUGUCGUCGGAAAAAAUAGGAAGGAGCUUCUUGCUAUGGCUAAAGGGCAUGGUGAAGACAAGAAAGGAUAUUCAAUACUUGGAGAGCUUACUUUGAAGGAAGAGUCCCCAUUUUCUCCUCCAAGAGUCAAAGUCGAAGAUACACAUAAGGCAGAUCCUUCUGGCCGUUUAUCAUCAAGCACUAUGUCAGAAGGCAGCUUCAAUGUUGCCGCCACCACUGGCAACAAAAAAGCGUCAUCCGCGAAUCAAGUUAAAGAUGGCCUUGUUAAAAUGGAAGAUUCUCAAACAGACCGGAACUUUAAAGGAAAGAAACCUAAUUUGCCAGCAAAUAAGGGUCCAUCUUUAUUAGAGUUGAGUGGUUACAAUGAAAAGAGACAGGAAUUUGAUCCAGAAUACGAUAACGAAGCCGAACAGUUGCUAGCGGAGAUGGAAUUUAAGGAUGCUGACGGUGAAGACGAGCGUGAGCUGAAAAUGAGAGUGCUUCGUAUAUACUCUAAGAGGCUAGAUGAAAGGAAGCGUAGAAAAGAUUUUAUACUGCAAAGAAAUUUGCUUUAUCCGAGUUCUUUUGAAAAGGACUUAUCGGUCGAAGAGAGGGCAAUAUGUCGUCAAUACGAUGUCUUCAUGCGUUUUCAUUCAAAGGAAGAACACAAGGAAUUACUUCAAACAGUUGUCGCAGAGCAUCGGACCUUGAAACGAAUUCAAGAACUCAAGGAAGCUAGAGCGGCUGGGUGUCGUACACCGACGGAGGUAGAGAUCUUUCUCGAUAAGAAAAGGAAAAGAGAAUGUGACCUUACAGGGCCUGGAAGUCGGGGGAAUUCAAUCAUGUUCAUGCCUUCAGAGUCGGGAGGGAAGGACUCGAAUUCACGAGCAGCAGUGCAGGGUGUUUCAGGGUCUUUGAACGACUUGGAUUCGCUGGGAUUCAACGGCGCAGAUUUUCUUUCGGAAGCUGAAAAAAGGGUAUGCAGUGAAAUAAGAGUAAGUCCACCAGUUUACCUAAGAAUGGAAGAAGUGUUAUCAGUAGAGAUAUUCAAUGGGAAUGUGAGCAACAAAUCUGAUGCCCAUCGCUUGUUCAAGAUUGAGGCAACCAAAAUUGAUAGAAUCUACGAAAUGCUCAUCAAAAAAGGUAUUGCUCAACCUUGAUUCAUAUUCUUUCGUUCUCGUUUUGUUUUUGU
This is a messenger RNA of Cucurbita maxima (winter squash), 1944 nucleotides long. Its product is annotated as transcriptional adapter ADA2b-like. The transcript is spliced from 13 exons. The coding region runs from base 287 to 1912 and encodes 541 amino acids. Gene Ontology annotation, molecular function: zinc ion binding; protein binding; transcription coactivator activity. The record is from RefSeq and is a predicted model, not a curated record. Gene Ontology annotation, biological process: chromatin remodeling; regulation of transcription by RNA polymerase II. Gene Ontology annotation, cellular component: nucleus. NCBI's taxonomy places the organism in Eukaryota, Viridiplantae, Streptophyta, Magnoliopsida, Cucurbitales, Cucurbitaceae.